GACCGGAUGAUCUCGUAUUACCGCAUCAAUGCUCGCACCAAGAAAUGGACUGUGCGAACUGUGUUGCACAUGACUGACAUGUCAUUGGUAAAUGCUUGGCUUCAAGAGCGAGAGGAUCUUCUGGAAAAAGGCACCACAACUAAGCAUCUCAGGGAGUUCUUAGACUUCCGCCUUGCUGUCAGUGAACAUUUACUGUAUCCCCAGGGAAAUACAAAUGCUGAUCCGGAAGAUGGACCUCCCCGAAAGCGGAUUGCCCUGCCACCAGAGGCUGCACGCAAAUCUCAAGCGCUUCACAUGCCAAGGUUCAUUGACUUAAAGAAUGCGGCGAGAUGUCGCAAUCCUGAAUGCAAGCGUGGUAAAAGCCUUAUAAUGUGCACAUCGUGUCAAGUUUUCCUUUGCAUUCAAGGCUGCUUUGAAAACUUCCACAAAUAGUUCACAGGACUAGUAAUGUCUAAAUCAGGCUUCUGGGCGUUCCGUAUGAAAACAAAACCGGUUACUAAUAACAGAUAGUUCGUUUCAUGUGACACUUUCAAAGAGUUUGUUUCAGUUUAAAUACUUUUGAAAAAAUCCAGAUGCAUAUUCUUACAAGAGUACUGAGCAAAUACUGUCAAAGUUGUCUAAGUUACAUGACUAUUAAAAGCUUUUAAGCGUAAAAUGUGUUUGCUUUAGUUCUUUAGUUGAUGUCCACGUACGUGGACAUUGAAUUCCAUUAUAAAAGGCUGGAACCCAAUGUCCACAAAUGAGGACAUGUUAAGAGAAGUUAGUUGGAGGUGGAGUUGUUAAACAGACACCAUGUUUGCGCAAAAUAGUCUAAAAGAAGUGUUCAUAGCAGGUAGCAUGCGAAUUUUCCAAGAAAAACAUGUCCUGGGUCUGAGGAGGAUAUGAGGUCAGUAGUGGACAAAUCAACACCAUUGUACAAGAUGUGCAGAAAUCCUGUCUGAGGCCAGUUAAAGGCACAAUGAAGAUUCACCAGCUUAUGACCGCUCUACCACAUGAAGGCACAGUCUUCUAUCGAGAAAUUUCUUGCUUUUGCAAUUCUGCACCAUACCCUGGGUUCUGCGAUUGUUAUUCUAAAGAGAAGUUUGAAGUGGAGUUCACUAACUCAAAAAUCUUGAGAAUUGAAAAAAACCUGAGUCAAGAACAGAUUGUAAAGUUUGAGAAACGGUUGGAAGAAGGGUAUGACAUCACAAUCCAGGACUUAGGUUCCCUUGAUUAUGAUGCUAGGCAAGAGUACCUGUACUGGACAGCAUGGCGAGCAGUCAAGCUACAAGAGACUGAACAGAAUAGUGAUCUUGAGGACAUAGAAGAUCAAGCGGACGAAACCGACGAAGAGUGGAAACCAACGAAAUACAACCAACAGAACCAGCCUCACAACUCUACAGCAAUGUUUCCUGAAAUCAACAAGAUCUAUGCAGUAUUCUUCCACGCCAGAGGCUCUAAAAAAGGAACUUUCUAUCUUGGCCGUGUAAUGAAAACAGAUGGUGAGGUCGCAGACAUGAAAUUUCUUGAAAGAAAGUACGGAAAUGGAAACCUAUAUGACUGGCCACGCAGGGAUGAUAUCAGCACAAUCAACACCAGCUUCAUUCUGCAGAAGGUGGAGUUUACUGGUCCACCCCCAUUUGCACUCACUGAUUUGGAGUACAAAGUCAUAAUUGGUAAGGUGCAGAAGUUUGACCUUGGGAGAACAUCUAUCAGUGAUAAAUAACUGUCAACCGUCUUGAGCUAUAGAGGACAUGAAGUGUUGUUAAUGCUUUUGCUGAAUCGGAAGAAAUACAGUUACAUGUACAUGUAGCAGUUAUGUUAGUGCAGACACUUUACUUUUUUGUUUUUCAGUUAAGAAUUCUUUGAGAGUUUGUCCAUUCACUUUCUACAUUUACUGUUACUCUUUGUUUUAACGAUUUGUCUGUCAAUGAAGCUUACAAACAUGACAAAUGUACAUGUAGUUCCCAGAGGGUAAAGGUUAUACACCCUACUUUGUUUUUAACAUAACAUUACACAGAGGAAAUUCCUUAUCGGUAGUGUGUAUGUUCAGAGAUUUCAGUUCAUUAAACAAAAUGUGAUGUUGCUGGGGUCCAAUCUUCCCUUGUUUUGUGUUCAACCCAGAGCGGUGUCUUCAGCAUGAUACUUCAGUGAGGCAGCACUAUAAAUAAGGAAGCAUUGGGACUGGCCUGCUAGGAGAAACCAUUGUGGUAUGUCAAAACAAUGUUGACAGCAAUGUCAAGCAAUCAAUAGAUCCCUUGUUUUGUUUCUUGCUCGGUGUGGUGUUAAUAUGACAGCAACCAAAAUUAAAGACAGUAAACCAGUGAAAGGAGAGCUGACCUCUUGUACUUACAUGUACCCAUCUGAGACUGGAUAACAAUUAUAUGACACAUAUACAUGUGUUAAUGGCAAUGCAACUGCCCUGUAACUAUGAGACACAUGAAUGAAUGAAUGAAUAUUGGAGCUUAACAAGGUGCGGGUUCAAAUCCGGCAUUGGUCAGGGAAUUUGUGGAUUUCCACUUAUCACUGCAUCAGAAUCAGAUUUCAGGAAACCAAAUGACUAUUGAGUUUAAAGUCGAACUGAAAGGCACUAUGUACUUCAUGGCUUUGUCUGCUGUCGUCACCUAAAACAUUUGCCGAUCGUCUAGCUGAAAUACUGCUAGAUUUGGUGUUCAAUUUCAAGAGAGCAAAUAAACCAGACAAUAAAUUGGCAAAAGACAAGUAAUGUACUGACAAAAUGAAGCAGUUGGUGUUGGUUUUGAGAGGCAAACAAUUCUUAACAGCCUCAUUGUCUGUUUUUGGUAUUAUUUGCACGACCUUGUCUUUACUGUUAUCAAGUCUGUCUUUACUGUUAACCUGAUAACAGUAAAGACAAGAGAGUAAAUUUUGAAUUUGAAUGAAGUUUGUAAGUACAGAUGAUCUAGCUUUGCUGCUUCUAAGUUAUAUUUUGCGUAAGGCAUUCUAUAAAAUACUACCUGUUUUGGAGGCAAAAUAAAAAAUUUAUUAGUCAUCUUAGUCUUUACCGUUAUUUACAGGAUUUUUUGAAAAUAGCCCACAAGCUCUCCAUGCAGUAUCACCUAUCUGGAAGACACAACCGGACUGCAUUUGCGUUGAAGUUGUGGUAUUUUCCAUCCUGCCUUUCUUCCAUUUCGGUGUUUACACCCAAUAUUGGACAAGGCAUCAAGAACUGUACGCGAAUUUUCUUAAAUUAUACGAUAAUGCCGCACAAGGAUGUUAGUCCUAUAUCACAUUGCUUGUCAAGGCAAAAGCCUAUGACGGUAGAUUUGACAAAUAUGAAAAUUAACAACUCUUAGUUCAUUGCACAAUUCAACAGAAUGACGCCGUGCCAAACGAACUGAAAAGAUUGCUCCUUUACGGUUUGCCUAGCACGGUGUCAGUGCUAUCUUCAACUAGUCUUUUUCAACUAUUUUCUUCCAUCAUACGUGUACCACUAAUAUUGUUACACUAACGUUAUGCGGCUGUAGAAGUCUGAAUUGAGCUAUCAAUUUUGGGCCUUAUACAGAUAAAGACCUGAGCGAAGAUUGUGUUUAAAAACUUCAAGAAUCGUAUUGUCGACAGACUUUAGGUUAGAAAUUAAUCUGACUGCUUACAUGCACACAGCCCAAUGGAGACAAAAAAGUGUGUAAUGCAAGGUCUGAAUGCUGUAUGCAAAAUAUGUGAUGUUAAAAAAAAAUGUAAAGUAAAAAAAAAAAUCUCCUUGAGCAUGACCGUGCAAUCUCUUCAGUCACAGCCAGCAUUCCUUUUGCAUGCAGUUCGUCCUGAUAUAUGUCUUCAGUACUCAUUCACGGGUCAGUGCGCAGAUAUCCAGUGUAGUGUUCGAGAGAAUAUCCACGCCUGCACCUGCAAAGUUUAUAAGAGUUAAUUGUACAUCACGGAAACUGAGCCUUUUUUAACCGCCAGUGGACUAAGCAUUUCAGCCCACGUGAUCAAUCUGUCUGACCGAGUUCUUCCUUCACUACAGCUUCGAGCUUCAUAAUGGGGGCAGACUAAUGCCAGCUUGUUAAGAGCAGCACAUCAACUGAACCGCACAAGGCCAACUAACGAAGUCCGGCCGUGGCCAGCACACCUGUAGUAGUCAUACUGGUUACCCAAUAAAUACAGUUGUUUAGCGCCUGAUGUUUCGAGCGAUUCAACUCAACGCCCAACCCUAGCCAUUGCACAGGUAUUCUACACUGCGUGCGCGCGGCGCUGCUGUUACCGCCUGCUGAGGGUUACACGUGGAAGAUAGCAUGGUCUACAGAACACCCCCAGCCAUGAGAGAUGGUUAAAUAGUCCUUGAUAUGUGAAUAGAGUGUGGCUGCCAUUUUCUUCCAAAAUGCUGAGUUACUGCGCAAAGCCUGCGUGUUUACUCAGCCACAGAGCCUCGUGUGUUCGGCCUGCGUUACUGCUGCUGACUAAACAAGGUCAACCAGUGCCUCACACCUCAGAUAUGCACACUACUACCAGCCAUGGGAUCGGUGUUAAAAUACAGGACCCUCUGGCAGAUUGUUAUGCGAUGCUAAAUCUGCGGGAGGGAUGUAACUCUGCUCAGCUGAGAGAUGCUUACAUUCGCAUGGCCAAAGUUUAUCACCCAGAUAGUGGAGCGGAGACAGCAGAUCCAGUCAGAUUUUCAAAACUUCAGCAAGCUUACAGGACAAUAAAGGAGAGGCUUGCUGAAAUGGGAGAGGGGAUGGACGGGGAAGUAGAGGAACCUCAGGUCGUGUUUGACAUUCGCCACACCGCUCCGCAGCACAGGCAGUACCUCAACUUUGAGGGUAUAGGGUUUGGCACACCCACACAAAGAAUGAAGCAGUAUCAACAGCACCGUGUUGCCAAGGCGACAGAGAGCAUCAGCGACUUGCGUGUUCAGAAGAUUGCUGUGCAGUACGAGGACGCCUUGGUGGUGAAGGAUAAACAGGCUAUGAAAACCCACAAAACACAGAAUUUCAUGGACCGCCUGGUUGAAGAUUUGAUCAAAGAGUCGAUAGAGAAAGGUGAUUUUCAGGACCUGCCAGGGACUGGAAAGCCACUGGUGGAUCAUGCAGACAGGAAUCCCUUCGUGGAUUCUACCACUCACAACCUCAACAAGAUCCUCAUCAAUGAUGGCUUCGCUCCUGAGUGGAUCGCCCUGGAGAGAGAAAUCCGGCAAGAGAUACGACAUUGUCGAGAAACGUUGGCAAAAGAAAGGAAUUACUUAGGAUCGCCUCCCUUGUCUGGCCAGAACCACAAUCGCUGGGUGCACCAUUCCAACAACUUCCGACGGACCAUCGAUGAUAUCAAUGCAAAAAUACACAAGUACAACAUGGUUGUGCCCUUCCUGCAGAAGCAAAUGGUUGAAUAUAAGAAGGAAAAGGAAAUACAAACCAUUUUUGAAAACUGGGAAAAGUUUCUCCCAAAGGUAAUAGAAGAGGAUAGGCCAAGAUCAACCAUUUACAGCUAUCCUUCAGUCAAGCAUGAGAAGAUAAACUGGGUAGAUGUUUGGAAGAAUAUAAAGGCAAUGUUCUCUACAUAAUAUUAGAUUUCUAGGCAGGUGUGUGUAUUGACAAUACGCAUGUUUCAAGAUAUGACGUCAUGACGACAGAGUGACAUCCCUUUAUGAUACGACGUCUUCACUUUGCGGCGCGGUAGGGCCAAUCUGGUAAUUUUAACAUGGACUGGUAUGUAGAAUAUAGAGAAGUAAUUGAAAGGAUUACACUGAUCUUCUGAAUUGUGUUCAGGGGUGAAUUAGCGUUCCCAAUAUUGCACAAAAAGUGAUGUUCUGUCGAUACUUUGAUCUAAACACGAUCACUGCCAUGUUAAAUGAUAGGCAAGUAGCCCUAUUGCUCUGUAAAGUGGCAACGUCUUUUUACACGGAGACGUCAUUCUGUUGUCGUAAUGGCGUAACUCGAAAACUGCGUAUUGAGUCCUGCAUAUCUCUGCUUUGGCAGACCAUCAUUUUAGGCUAUUCAGGGAAUGACUUACUAGUAAUUGUGCUGGAUCGAAGAAAGGUUUGACAACAAAGUUCAGUUCUAGUGGUCUAUGUCUUAAUUGUGACUAUACUUUUUAAGUUUUUGAACUAUAUUGAUAUAUUUUGUCACCUACAGGCAUUGAGAAGUGCUAGCUGUGUAGCAUUGUUAAAGGUUAAAACUUGAUUGAUUUGUUGAUGGUUGAAAAAAUGUUUAUAGAAAUGAUAGGAUAUUGAAUGGUAUUUAAAAGUGCUACAAAUAUUGUUGGAACAUCUGUACCACUACAUCAUCACAACAAAGGUUUUCUUUCACCUCAUCAUACUGCAGUACUUUAUUUGUGACCCUACAGUUUACUUACUAAAUGAUGAGUAUUCCUGAUGAUAACCAUUGGGUUUAUGGUACUGAUGCUGUAGAAAUUUUUUUUUAUUAAUAUAGUUUGUCAUUUACCUUCAGUAAGGCGUCUCAGUGAGGCAGCACUAGAUAAAAGAGCAGUGGAAAUCCGUCGUGCGACAAGGAGGCACAUUACAUACACCCUAAGGAUUCCUUCGUCGUCAUAUGACUGAAAAAUUGUGACAAGUUUGUGUUUCACCCAAAUUUUGAACUAGUCUUGCAAUGUAAUGGAGAACUACUGUUCUGCAAACAAGUGCUUAAGAAGUGUCUUCAGUCGUAGUGUUGAUAUGUUGCUAAACAAAAAGUGUGGAAUUAAGCCUUCAUUUUUGUUUUUGAUCAGGUGUGUGAUUAUCACAUUCCUUGUAGAAGACUAGGAAUGUAAUUUGCACACCUAAAGUCCUUCUUGCCCAGACUGCUGUAAUAAAGAGUGUGAAGGUUUGGGGUGCGGUAGUACACCUGAAAAUCAAAGGAUAUUUAUUGUGAGAUUUGAUAAUGUCUUCUCAUAGAUACGUGAAAACAGGUGAUCAGUGAGAAGGAAACGCUUCCUAUCUCUUGAUUACGUCCCUUUAGCUAUGAAUUCCAGUGUAUUUAUGCUUGUUAUUCAGUAGAGUGGAUUGUCUCCCUUCGUUAAGACUGUGAUAUUAUUAAAGAUUGUUGC
Molecule: messenger RNA, 6972 nt
Organism: Liolophura sinensis
Lineage: Eukaryota; Metazoa; Mollusca; Polyplacophora; Chitonida; Chitonidae
Product: dnaJ homolog subfamily C member 28-like
Exons: 6
Coding region: 4316-5491 (391 amino acids)
Source: RefSeq, a predicted model, not a curated record